Messenger RNA from Conger conger (European conger), 2349 nucleotides. It is a transcript of the gene mcrip1, whose product is annotated as MAPK regulated corepressor interacting protein 1. Bases 298 to 594 code for a protein of 98 amino acids. Lineage: Eukaryota; Metazoa; Chordata; Actinopteri; Anguilliformes; Congridae. The transcript is spliced from 5 exons. The record is from RefSeq and is a predicted model, not a curated record.
AUCUUUACCGGAAGGAAUUGGUUGGCAUUGGUAGCGUCACGGCCGGGAGGCCUAAAUUACAACAGAUCGAGUGAGUAAACGAAAGGAAAAAGAAAGACAAAAGACAGUAAAGAAAAGUGUGUUGUUUCGCUAAUAUUGAAAAAUAUCAAACACCCAGUACUACAUCGACAUACAUCCUAGCUACGUAAUAAAAUCUGAGAUCGCACGAACUCCAAAGCUUGUAGUGAUUGGAAUAGCCAAAGACAGAGAAGCUACAGUACACAAGGAGCGAGGAGCAAGAACGGAGUAAGCACAGAGAUGACCAGCUCACCUGCUCCUAGAAUGGUUCACAGCUACAAACGGACCUCCAGCCCUCGGUCUCCGACCAACACGGGAGAGCUGUUCACGCCGGCACACGAGGAGAACGUGCGUUUCAUCCAUGACACCUGGCAGUGUGUCAUGAGAGACAUCAAAUCUCCUCAGAGCAGUGAGCGCAGUGAGAGGGGACCUCAAGAGUAUGUGGAGAAGAACCCGAACCCAGCGCUGAAUUCUUUCACACCAGUUGACCUGAGUGACAUUAAGAGGCGGAACACACAGGACUCCAAGAAGUCUUAGUUGGUCAUCUUACCGAUUCAACCUUACAACCUUUACAACCUUACCCCACCUCCAUCCACCUAAUCUCCUAUUGAACUUCUAUAACAAACCUUCUACCAGCAAACCACCCAGUCUGACAGUCCCAGGGAACAAUGUGCUUUUACUCCUUGGCCUUCCAGACUGACCUGCUGCCCUAUACCCCCAGCAGUGACUUGAAUCUUUCCUGCUACUUUUUUCUGGAAGUCUCCUUCAGUUGACCCUUCUGCAUAACUACCACUCGCUGCCCAUCUUCAGGCGUAUGCUCUGGCUGACUCCUGACUGUAGCCUCUUCACUGGAAGUGAAAGGGCAAGGAGCCUGGGAUUACAUAUUCAGGGUUUUUCCCCCUUCUUCCUGUUCCUGGUUUUAUAUUCUUGGCAAAAAGAGGACUAAAGCAUGGAUCAAUUUUUAUUUCUUUUCUGAAAGACAUCAAUUGGACUGAAGCUGGAUCCAUUAGGAACGCAGCACUGACUGUGGAUGAUUAUGAAAAUCUACAAAUAGACUCAUAUUUCACCAUCUCUUUCAGGACACAUGAAGGACUACAGUCUUAAAUGCGAACUGCGAUCCAUUUACUUUUCAUCUUCAUGCAUUACCUGGAGGGGAAUGCUGAAGGGCGGAGGAUGUCGUUUUUCCUUUCCCUAUUAACAAAUUUAUCUUAACUUGAUAAAGGUAGAUAAUAAAAUGUAGAGUGGGUGGGUGGCCUAGGUUAUCAUUUUUAGAUGCAGAUGUGACCAUUUUAAUCUGAUUUUAGGCCCAAGCAAUGUUAAAUCCCAGAACAAUAGUAUGUUGCCAUAGUUCUGCAAAAUGUCAUUAUGAAACGUUUCCUUUUAAUAUUUUAAAUUUAAUGGUGUGGCACAUCUGUCAGUGCAUUGAUUCCUAUGCAGUUAUGCAAACUGGCGUUGUGAUUGUCACACUGAAAGAUGUGUUUCUUAGAGAAAGUUUCAGUUAGGUCUUUUAUAAGUUAAUGGGCAAGGUUCUGCCCCUGGCUCCAUGGUAAAUUUGACCAUUUUACUAAAGCCCCUUAGGUUCCAUUACUCUGGUACACUGGUUUAGUUUAUUCACACCACCUUGGUGAACCUCUCUCCUGCAUCAGUAGAUUUCAAGGAGGUCCUUGUAACAUGUAACAAGUUUCCCCAACCAUUUUCAAAGGAUUCCACACUAUUGGCGUUUGAGAGCUUAUUGCAGGUAUACUGGGUAACACUGAAAUUGACCCACCUUGUAAUGGUGUGUCCUGGGAUGGUUGUGAACUUCCAUUAUGAGACCCAAUUGGUGAUCUAUCUGUCUAUCUGGCAUUGCAUGAGCCAGCAACACAAUGCUUAAUGUUAGUAUUGAGGGGAAAACUGAGCUCCUUGAUCCCAUUGCAGCAGUGAUUACAACCACAUUCCCAUGUGCAGAUCUGCUCAGUGUUAAGGCAUUUCUGCAUACUGUGGAAAGGAAUUUUCUUGCAGGUUUCAACAAAACCCGAAACUUGAUCUAGUUAAAUGCCAAACUUCCUAUGGUCGAGUGACAGGAGGAGGGAUCAGAAUGUACAAUGUUGACAUGGGAAACCAAGGAGUUUGCUUUUCAAUUAUUUCUGUUACAAAUAUUAGUGAACAAAUUGUAAUGCAUACCGUUUCUCUUUUUAAACCAGUGUUAUCUACUGCUUCUCAAAACCAGGAAAGGCAGGUCCCAAAAAGAUUAAACUGAAUUGGAAAAAAAAUUGGGGAAGGGCUGUGUAAAUAAAGUUUUCUUAAGACAUG